Molecule: messenger RNA, 1769 nt
Organism: Macaca mulatta (Rhesus monkey)
Lineage: Eukaryota; Metazoa; Chordata; Mammalia; Primates; Cercopithecidae
Product: melanoma-associated antigen 11
Biological process (GO): negative regulation of transcription by RNA polymerase II
Cellular component (GO): nucleus
Molecular function (GO): histone deacetylase binding
Source: RefSeq, a predicted model, not a curated record
GAAGGAGCUUGGUAUCAUGAGAACGACUUAGAGGGAGCACAGACAGGGCCCAGUCCCUGCUGGGAGGCGAGGGAGGCCUGAGGGACAACUGAAGGGACCCAGCACCCCAGGACGGCUCUCCCCCACCCCCUGCCACCCCGCCGUCUCAGACUGAGGUGCCUCCUCAUUCAGCCUUGAGAAUCUGAGGAAUGGAGACUCAGAUCCGCAGAGAGGGUCUCGGGUGCAGCCCUGCCAGCAUCAAGAGGAAGAAGAAGAAGGAGGACUCAGGACACCUUGGACUCCAGGUGAGCACUAUGUUCUCAGAGGACGACUUCCAGUCAACAGAAGGAGCCCCAUCUGGUCUGCAAAUACAGUGGUCCCAGGAUCUGCCAAGAGUCCAGGUUUUUAGAGAACAGGCCAACCAAGAGGACAGGAGCCCCAGGAGGACCCAGAGGAUCACCGGAGGAGAAGUGCUGUGGGGCCCCAUCACCCAGAUCUUUCCCACAGUUUGGCCUGCUGACCUAACCGGAGUCAUCAUGCCUCUUGAGCAAAGGAGUCAGCACUGCAAGCCUGAGGAAGGCCUUCAGGCCCAAGAAGACAACCCGGGCUUGGUGGGUGGCGCACAGGCUCUCCAAGCUGAGGAGCAGGAGGCUGCCUCCUUCUCCUCUACUCUGAAUGUGGGCACUCUAGAGGAGGUGCCUGCUACUGAGUCACCAAGUCCUCCCCAGAGUCCUCAGGGGGAGUCCUCCUCUCCCACUGCCAUGGACUCCAUCUUUGGGAGCCUAUCUGAUGAGGGCUCCAGCAGCCAAGAAGAGGAGGGGCCAAGUACUUCGCCCGACCUGAUAGACCCUGAGUCCUUUUCCCAAGAUAUACUACAUGACAAGAUAAUUGAUUUGGUUCAUUUAUUGCUCCGCAAGUAUCGAGUCAAGGGGCUGAUCACAAAGGCAGAAAUGCUGGGGAGUGUCAUCAAAAAUUAUGAGGACUACUUUCCUGAGAUAUUUAGGGAAGCCUCUGAAUGCAUGCAACUGCUCUUUGGCAUUGACGUGAAGGAAGUGGACCCCACUAGCCACUCCUAUGUCCUUGUCACCUCCCUCAGCCUCUCUUAUGAUGGCAUACAGGGUGAUGAGCAGAGCAUGCCCAAGUCUGGCCUCCUGAUAAUAGUCCUGGGUGUGAUCUUCAUGGAGGGGAACUGUGUCCCUGAAGAGGUUAUGUGGGAAGUCCUGAGCAUUAUGGGGGUGUAUGCUGGAAGGGAGCACUUCCUCUUUGGGGAGCCCAAGAAGCUCCUCACCCAUGAUUGGGUGCAGGAAAAGUACCUGGUGUACCGGCAGGUGCCCGGCACUGAUCCUGCAUGUUAUGAGUUCCUGUGGGGUCCAAGGGCCCACGCUGAGACCAGCAAGAUGAAAGUUCUUGAGUACAUAGCCAAUGCCAAUGGGAGGGAUCCCAGUUCUUACCCAUCCCUGUAUGAAGAUGCUUUGAGAGAGGAGGAAGAGGGAGUCUGAGCAUGAGAUGCAACCAGGGCCAGUGGGCAGGGAAACGGGCCAAUGCAUGCUUCAGGGACACACCCAGCAGUUUCCCUGCCCUGUGUGAAAUCAGUCCCAUUCUUCCCUCUGUGUUUUAUGGAGAAGUCAGUGUUAUCAGUAGUAGAAGGCACAGUGAAUGGAAGGGAACACAUUGUAUACCGCUUUUAGGUUUCUCUUCCAUACGGUGACUUGGAGAUUUCUUUUUGUGUCCUUUUGGUAAUUUUCAAAUAGUGUUCCUUUAAUAAAAGUUUUAGGCCGGGCGCGGUGGCU